UAAAAAGAAGAAGUCAAAAAUCAAAAAUGAAAAUAAGAAAGAAGUUUUUAUUGAUAAUUUUUAAAAAAAAUUAUUUAUUCUAAUGUAAUCUAACAAAUACAUUAAAAAUGAAUCAGAUAAUUGCUGUUUACUAAUGUACUGAUAUUUAGUAAUAAAUAGGAAGUUACGCGUUCUCGUAACAAAUAAGUAAAAUGGAAGCUCGAGUAUUAUCCAUUCAAAGUCAUGUGGUUUCAGGAUAUGUUGGGAAUAAAAGCGCAGUAUUCCCAAUGCAGGUAUUGGGACUAGAUGUGGAUUUCAUAAAUUCCGUUCAGUUUUCAAAUCACACGGGCUACAAGGUCGUGAAAGGACAGAUUUUAACAGAAAAAGAAUUGGACGAGAUAAUAACGGGGUUAAAAGCGAACGGUCUCGAUAUUUACACUCAUUUAUUAACAGGCUACAUUGGAUCAAAAUCAUUUUUAUGCCAAAUCAUUAAUGUAGUUAAAGAGUUGAAGAAGAAAAAUCCGAAUCUAAUAUAUGUAUGCGAUCCCGUAAUGGGAGAUAAUGGAAAGUUGUAUGUUCCUAAUGAAUUGCUGCCUAUUUAUCGAGAGUCUGUCAUUCAACUUGCUGAUAUAAUAACUCCAAAUCUAUUUGAAGCAGAGCUACUAUCCGAGGUACCUAUUGAAGAUAUAUCUGAUGUUUGGAAAGCUGUAGAUGUUCUACAUAACAAGGGCUGUGAAACAAUUAUCAUAUCUUCGGCAGAUAUCAAGGCUAAACCCGGAAUUUUAUACGUCUUUGCUAGCAGGAAGAAAGAGAAAAAUGAGAAGUAUCUAAUGGAAUUAAAUAAAUAUCCCAACAGUUUCACUGGAACAGGAGAUUUAUUUGCUUCCCUGAUGUUAUCGUGGAUGCAUAAAACAAAAAACGAUUUGAAAAAGUCGCUGGAGUAUACAAUUGCAUCCUUACAAUCGGUAUUGAAGAAAACAUUGGACAAUAUGCAAGGCAAAGGAAAUGAUGUUAAGAAUAAAGAACUUAGAAUAAUACAAAGUAAAACUGAAAUUGAAGAACCAAAGGUCAUUUAUGAAGCUGUUAUUGUUGAGUAACAACCUAUUAGUUGUUGUAAUAAUCGAAUUUUUACAUUUUUAUCUAUUUUAUAAAAGUAGAAUGUUAUUGUUUUUAAUUUUAAGGUAUAUAUUUCAAUGUGAUAAGUAGCAAAGUCUUCCAUAAACAGUCUUAUGAACAAUAUCAGCCAUAUUGU
Molecule: messenger RNA, 1231 nt
Organism: Phyllotreta striolata
Lineage: Eukaryota; Metazoa; Arthropoda; Insecta; Coleoptera; Chrysomelidae
Source: the annotation of a GenBank genome assembly